CCGCCCGGUUCUCGGAAGAAAAAUCGGCUCCGCCCACUGGUUGCCCCCGAGAGUCAGUGGAAGGGUCCGCUCCGCCCUUGGCCGGCCCCAGUGCUAUACCCACGCCUUCGGGGGAUCUCGGUCAGACCAUGGCGAGUCCGGAGAAAGCGAGCACCAUGGGCCACAUGUUCGACGUGGUCGUGAUAGGAGGCGGCAUCUCAGGACUGUCUGCUGCCAAACUUUUAGCUGAAUAUGACACUAAUGUUUUGGUCUUAGAAGCUCGUGACAGAGUUGGAGGAAGGACAUAUACUGUGAGGAAUGAACAUGUUGAUUACGUGGAUGUUGGUGGGGCUUACAUAGGACCCACACAGAACAAGAUCUUACGAUUAUCUAAGGAGCUGGGUUUAGAGACGUAUAAAGUCAAUGUCAGUGAGCGGCUGGUUCAGUAUGUGAAGGGGAAAACUUACCCAUUUCGGGGUGCCUUUCCUCCGGUAUGGAAUCCUAUUGCAUAUCUGGAUUACAACAAUCUGUGGCGGACAAUGGAUAACAUGGGAAAGGAGAUCCCAGCUGAUGCACCGUGGGAUGCCCCCCAUGCUGAGGAAUGGGAUAAGAUGACCAUGAAAGACCUCAUUGAAAAAAUCUGCUGGACAAAGACAGCUAGGCAGUUUGCAACUCUCUUUGUGAAUGUCAACGUGACCUCUGAGCCUCAUGAGGUCUCCGCCCUGUGGUUCCUGUGGUACGUGAAGCAGUGUGGAGGCACCACUCGGAUAUUCUCAAUUACCAAUGGGGGCCAGGAACGGAAGUUUGUAGGUGGAUCUGGUCAAGUGAGUGAACGGAUAUUGGCCCUCCUUGGUGACCGAGUAAAGCUGAGUUGUCCUGUCACUGGUGUUGACCAGUCAGGUGAAAACAUCAUCAUAAAGACGUUGAAUCACGAAGUGUAUGAGUGCAAAUAUGUCAUUAGCGCCAUCCCUCCAACCUUGACCACAAAGAUCCACUUCACACCCAUGCUGCCAAUGGAGAGGAACCAGCUGAUUCAGCGUCUGCCCAUGGGGGCUGUCAUCAAAUGCAUGAUGUAUUACAAGGAGGCCUUUUGGAAGAAGAAAGAUUUCUGUGGUUGCAUGUUGAUUGAAGAUGAAGAAGCCCCAAUUUCAAUAACCCUGGAUGACACUAAGCCAGAUGGAUCACUCCCUGCCAUCAUGGGCUUCAUUCUUGCCCGAAAAGCCGUCCGACUUGCCAAACUCCAUAAAGAAAUAAGGAAGAGGAAAAUCUGUGAGCUCUACGCCAAAGUGUUAGGAUCUCAAGAAGCUUUACACCCGGUACACUACGAAGAAAAAAACUGGUGUGAGGAGCAGUACUCUGGAGGCUGUUACACUGCCUACUUUCCCCCGGGGAUCAUGACACAAUAUGGAAGGGUGAUCCGACAGCCAGUAGAUAGGAUUUUCUUUGCUGGCACAGAGACUGCGACACACUGGAGUGGCUACAUGGAUGGUGCAGUAGAAGCCGGAGAAAGGGCGGCUAGAGAGGUCUUGAAUGCGUUGGGGAAGGUGGCAAAGAAAGACAUCUGGAUCCAAGAGCCUGAAUCCAAGGAAGUUCCAUCCAUGGAAAUCACUCACACGUUCUGGGAGAGGAAUCUUCCUUCAGUGUCAGGUCUCCUGAAGCUCAUUGGAUUUUCUACAUCAGUAACUGCCCUCUGGAUUGUGCUAUACAAAUUCAGGCUCCUGACACGAUCCUGAAGCUUCAUGCUUAUGCUUUUCGCUUACUCUUUUCCAGCACAUCAGAAAGAAAAUCUUGACAAAUUAAAGUCUGUGUCCUUGGAUCAUCUUUAAGUCACAGACUUUAACCCUUCAGUUUAGUCUCAGUCACUGCUAACGUAAAAAUGACCCAAAGAAUCACCUCAUUAGAUCAACCUCCAUGUUGCUAAUUGUCUGUGUAAUUAACUUGUAUUGAUUGGUGGAAUAAACCUUACGAUUGACUUCUUAAUUUCAAGAAGCUAAAGCUGAAGUGUGUAUCAGCAAAAUUUUUUGUGUCCUGUGUGUCUCCCCUUUAACACCAAAUGCCUGACGAUAAUGGAAAUGAAACAUUUAACUUUCUCUCUGUAGAGGUUGAGUAGUUAAGACCCAGCUUGUGACUGUCCUUUUCAGUCCUUAGGCAAUUUUGAAGUGUAGGUCUAGAGCUCAGAGGCUCACAACUUUCUGGGGGAACAGCUCCCACUUUGGUAAGGGGAUAACAGUAAAUGAAAGCCGUGCAGGUGGGCCAGUUGGGGGGGCGGGCAUCUAAUAGGUCACUGCCUCAGGAUUUCCUGACCACUUCUAAUUCCCGUGAAGUUUCUAGGCAUCUCGUCUGCGUACUGGCUUGUUUAUGUUCUCCUCUAUUUGCUUCUUAAAGGGGAGAGUGCUUAUCAAGGUAUAGUGUUCUGUUGACUGGCUGUGACUUUUGUGCAGCUUCCCCGAUGAGCAAAGUAAGACAGUGACAGGGCUGCCCCCCCCACCACGGAAGGUCUCCCUGCUCCCCAUGAGACCAGCUGCAGUGGGCAUCUCCUCUUCCUCAUGGUGGCUGGACAUCACUGCUUAUUACCAAUAUACGCAUCUCUGCCAUUUUCAGGAAAGUGGUAUUUUCCUUUGUUUUAGGUAUACUCCAGCUGUCUGACAGCGCCUACCAGUGUUUAUCUUUUCUUCUUUCCUAAAACUGUAGUAGAAUUCCACAGAUCUUUUCAUUUAAAAUAUGUCUUCAAUGUGUUUACCUUUAAAUAAAAGUUAGCCUGCCAAUUUCAAAUAGAUAUUGAAAUAGACAUGAUAUCAUUUCUGAUUACUAUUUGUUGAGAUGAUCAGAUGCAGAAAGGAAAGGAAUUCAGACUCUAGUAUAGCCUACCUUGCUAUAAUUAUUAAAUUUUAUAAAAGAUAUGAAACUGAAUCUUUUUAUAUAUGAAGGCUAAAUUUUCUAGCUUACGAGUCACUUGGGUCCAGGACAGGGUCUGUCUCUCACUUUUCCCAUUUGAAAUCUGUCAGAUUCUUAAAGGCCCAGUCCAAAGAUUUCAAACAUAAGAUACUUUUUUAAUAUAAAUAUCUGGAUAAUAUGAUACAUUUGUGUUCAGAUAAAGCAAUUGAAAACAUUUGGCAGAUUUGGGCACACAGGUGCUGAAUAUGGAGUCGUAUCUUAUCCCACCUCAUUGAUGAAUGAGACAUUUCAUUUGAAAUGAAGUUUCUGGGGAGCUGAAGCUUGUUCUUCUAUGUGCCAAAAUUUUUUAAUAAACAAAACUUAAUGGACAUGUUUCCAAUACUUUAAAAUAAGCUAGGUUUAGCUGCAUCUUUUUUUAUUAGUCAGGUCAACCAUUGUCUCUCAAUUAUUUUAUACUUUUAUAAUGGGGGUGAUACCAUUGUGUUUUCCCCAGUAGUAAAUGUUGCAUAAUUUUUUAUCUAAUGGGAAUUAGAGAUUGCCAGAAAAAUAAAACCUCAAUAUUAUUACAUAACUACCAUAAAUUCAAAAUUAAGACAUUGAAUCCUGAUGUGAGGGCUAAAGGUAUUCCAACGUUUUACCUUCCUAAGAGGAAGAGCAGGAUUUUUCUGUCACACUUUACCUUGCAAUUGAAAAGUACUUUAACUUUGGAGUUUUAUUAAUUUCUUAAAUAUGUUCCAGUCCAUAAGGAGUUACAGCUUAAUAUAGCAAACUGCUUUGAGAAAUCACUUCUCUGAUCUAUUUCAGUUGUUUCUGUUCAUCUACUGAUUAACUCAAUUCAGACACACCUUUUGGGAAAUACUGAUUUAACUUCUUAACUGAUAACAGUUUUAACACUAAUGCAUAUCUCACUAAGUGUUGAAGGUUCAAGGGCUCCUGGGUAUGCUAUUUACCUUCUUCAGCUUUUCAGGAAGCCAGUUAAUUUAUCCAAAUUAUAUUAGCCCUGGUAAGCUACAGAUUAUCAAAAUGAAUGCCAGUACAGAUGUGCCUAGAAAUGAAACUGGAGCUGAGGACUCCCUCCAAAGUGCAUGUUCAAGCAGGUUGGCCAAUACCAACAUCAUCAAGAGUCCAAUACCAACAUCAUCAAAUCAGUUUAAGCAGCAGCUAGAGCCUGGCCUUGUGAAGGCAUCACUUCACAAUUUUGGAAGACAGUUGGCCUCACUCCAUAUGCAGGUGGAGAUUAUAUUUUAAGUGUGAAUCUUGUCAAAACUGUUAAGUAAGGACUUGUACAACACUGAAGAAAAAAUGUCAGAAAGUGAACUAUGUCUGGUUUGAUUGUGAACUUGGUCCCAAAUGUUUUAUUCGAAACUUGCCCAGUGCUACACGUGGGAAUACUCAUAUGUAUGUGUUUCGCCACCAAAGUAUGGUUUUGCCUGUAUAGUACUGUUUUGUUUGUUAAUAAAGUGCACUGCCAACCU
This is a messenger RNA of Condylura cristata (star-nosed mole), 4349 nucleotides long. It is a transcript of the gene MAOA, whose product is annotated as monoamine oxidase A. The record is from RefSeq and is a predicted model, not a curated record. The transcript is spliced from 15 exons. The coding region runs from base 129 to 1712 and encodes 527 amino acids. Gene Ontology annotation, molecular function: oxidoreductase activity. NCBI's taxonomy places the organism in Eukaryota, Metazoa, Chordata, Mammalia, Eulipotyphla, Talpidae.